This is a messenger RNA of Pseudophryne corroboree (corroboree frog), 4644 nucleotides long. RefSeq names its product phospholipid-transporting ATPase IC-like. Bases 4 to 3741 code for a protein of 1245 amino acids. Gene Ontology annotation, cellular component: trans-Golgi network; plasma membrane. The record is from RefSeq and is a predicted model, not a curated record. Gene Ontology annotation, biological process: Golgi organization; phospholipid translocation. The transcript has 27 exons. Lineage: Eukaryota; Metazoa; Chordata; Amphibia; Anura; Myobatrachidae. Gene Ontology annotation, molecular function: ATP hydrolysis activity; ATP binding; magnesium ion binding.
UGUAUGGCUGACAACUGGCAGACAGCGAGUGAUGACGCAGAGAGUCACGAUGACGAGGUGCUGCCGUACAGUGAUGAUGAAACGGACGAUGAGCUGGACAGAUCGCAGUCUCCUGAGCCAGAAGGAAAUGACAUCGACACCAGCGCAGAACAGCAGGCACCCAAAGAAAGCAACUGGCAGGUGAAAGCCAAUGAUCCAAGCUUCUACAAACAGCCGCAAUUCAUGAAGAAGUCAUAUUUCUGCCUUAAGAAAAGCAAAUAUGCCAAAAAUGAAAUCAAGACGUCCAAGUAUAACAUAAUCACUUUCCUACCGCUGAACUUGUGGGAGCAGUUCCAGAGAAUCGCAAACGUCUACUUCCUCUUCCUGCUGAUUAUUCAGACAAUCCCCGCUAUAUCCACUGUCUCGUGGUACACUACCUUCGUGCCGCUGGUGAUCGUGCUGGGAAUCACCGCAGUGAAAGAUAUGGCGGAUGAUAUUGCCCGACACAGAUUGGACAAUACGAUAAAUAACCGGACGUGUGAAGUUAUAAGGGAUGGAAGGUUUAAGAAAAGCAAAUGGAAAGACCUUGGUGUCGGGGACAUCAUACGAAUUAGCAGGGAUGAGUUUGUUCCGGCUGACGUUCUGCUGCUGUCCAGCUCUGAACCCAACAGCCUGUGCUACGUGGAGACAGCGGAACUGGACGGUGAAACAAACUUGAAGUUCAAAAUGUCCCUUGAAGUAACGGAUAUGUGCCUGAAAGAAGAAAACGAGCUUGUGGGAUUUGAUGGACUGAUCGACUGUGAAGGGCCAAAUAACCGUCUGGAUAAGUUUGUGGGCACAUUAUUCUGGAGAGGAUCUAGUUCUGGGCUGGACAAUGACAAGAUUCUGCUCCGCGGCUGUACUGUCCGCAAUACGCUCUACUGCCACGGACUGAUCAUUUAUGCAGGUUGCGACACUAAAAUUAUGAGAAACAGCGGGAAAACUACUUUGAAAAGAACAAAAAUUGAUUAUCUCAUGAACAACAUGGUGUACCUGAUCUUUGUGCUGCUGAUUCUGGCUGCUGCUGGCCUCGCCAUCGGAGAGACGUUCUGGGAAAGUAGCUUUAACAACGGGACUAUGUCUUGGUACCUGUAUGAUGGAAACGACUAUUCACCAAACUAUCGAGGAUUCCUUGGGUUUUGGGGAUAUAUAAUUGUCCUGAACACUAUGGUGCCCAUAUCUCUCUAUGUCAGUGUUGAAAUGAUUCGCUUGGGGCAAAGUUUCUUCAUAGACUGGGAUUUACACAUGUACUACCCCAAGAAAGACACCCCGGCCAAAGCCAGGACAACGUCACUGAAUGAACAGCUGGGCCAGAUCGAGUAUAUAUUCACCGACAAGACCGGGACUCUGACUCAGAACAUAAUGACGUUUAAGAAGUGCAGUAUAAACGGGAACACCUAUGGUAAGUACAGUGAUGAACACCAAAUUAAAAUUAAAAACUCAAAGCAAGUGGACUUCAGCUGGAACAUGUUAGCUGACCCUAACUUCACAUACAAUGACAAGGACUUAAUUGAACAAAUCCGUUACGGAAAUGAUCCAAAUGUUUGCCAGUUUUUUAAGCUAAUCGCCCUGUGCCACACUGUAAUGGUGGAUAAGACAGACGGCGACAUACGCUACGAAGCAGCGUCUCCAGAUGAAGGUGCGCUGAUCACAGCCGCCAGGAAUUUUGGCUAUGUCUUCCUAUCCAGAACACAGAGUACAAUCACCAUUAGUGAGCUCGGGAAAGAAGUGACUUAUGAACGUCUUGCUAUUAUGGACUUCAAUAGUGAUAGAAAGCGCAUGUCUAUAGUAGUCCGAGGACCAGACGGGAAAAUAAAACUGUACUGCAAGGGAGCUGACACAGUCAUCUAUGCUCGUUUGCAUCCAGGCAACCCAAUGAAAGAGGAGACUCAGGAAGCUUUAGAUGUGUUUGCCAAUGAGACCCUGAGGACCCUCUGCCUCUGCUACAAGGACAUCAGCCAGGUGGAGUUUGAGAAGUGGCACAAGAAGUACAAGGCUGCCAGCAUAGCGAUAGCCAACCGUGAUGAGGCGCUGGAUGCAGUAUACGAAGAGAUUGAGACCAACCUAGUGUUACUGGGAGCCACAGCUAUUGAAGACAAGUUACAGGACGGAGUGCCCCAGACAAUCUCCAUACUGGCCAAGGCCGACAUAAAGAUCUGGGUCCUAACUGGGGACAAGAAAGAAACGGCUGAAAAUAUCGGAUUUGCUUGUAAGCUCUUAACAAAUGAAUCUAUUAUCACUUACGGAGAAGAAGUCAACACCUUAAUACAGAGAAGAAUAGAUCUACAGGCGGGAGAAGGGAACCACGAGCAACUGAACAAUGAACGGAACUCUCAGUCCAAUAAAAACCGUACUCUGAUCAUUACAGGUUCAUGGCUGAAUGAAAUCUUGCUGGAAAAGAAAAAGAAGAAAAGAAGACGUCUGAAGCUGAAAUUUCCCAAGACUGCAGAACAGAGGAAGAAGGACGUGCAGGAGAAAAGCAAAAUCAAUGUCUUGAAAGAGCAGCGGCAGAGGAGUUUCGUAGACCUGGCGUGCGAGUGCAGUUCCGUCAUCUGCUGUAGAGUGACUCCGAAACAAAAGGCUAUGGUCGUAGACUUGGUGAAGAAAUACAAGAAGGCCAUCACCUUGUCCAUCGGAGAUGGGGCCAAUGAUGUCAGCAUGAUAAAGACUGCCCAUAUAGGUGUCGGUAUAAGUGGACAGGAAGGAAUGCAAGCAGUCAUGUCCAGCGACUACUCCUUUGCUCAGUUCCGGUUCCUCCAAAGGCUGCUUCUGGUCCAUGGCCGCUGGUCGUACAUCCGCAUGUGCAAGUUCCUCAGUUACUUCUUCUACAAGAACUUUGCCUACACGCUAGUCCACUUCUGGUAUGCCUUCUUCAACGGCUAUUCAGGCCAGACGGUAUAUGACACGACUUUCAUGACUCUCUACAACCUAUUAUACUCCAGUCUUCCUGUAAUCGUGGUCGGACUAACGGAUCAGGACGUCAGCGACAAGUUGAGCAUGCAGUGUCCCAGCCUGUACAUUCCUGGACAAAAAGGACAAUUGUUCAACUUCACGAAAUUCUUCUUCAGUCUGUUAUACGGUACUCUGACAUCGCUCGUCAUCUUCUUCAUCCCAUACGGCGCUUUCUGGCAAAUGACGACGGAGGAUGGGUUGGUGAAUUCCGAUUACCAAACAUUUGCAUUCACAACUGCUACUUCACUCAUUAUUAUCGUUAAUUUCCAGAUUGGGAUAAACAUGUCGUACUGGACCUUCUUAUACAGCUUCUCAGUGUUUGGGACUAUUGUGAUUUACUUUUCACUUACAUACGACUUACAAAGUAGCGGAAUGCAUCUCCUCUUUACGUCCUUGUUAACCAUGACAGGAACUAUUACAAAUGCCUUAAGACAACCCAACGUCUGGUUAACCAUCAUUCUAACAACUGGCAUAUGUCUGCUUCCUGACCUGGCACUGAAUUUUAUGGCAAAGAUAAUCAGCCCGUCCGCCAGUGACAAAGUCCUGAAAAAUCCAGAAAAAUACAAACACAGAGAGCCUCCAGCAUAUGAAGCGGUUGGUGCUAUCCAGCGCGGUGCAUCUAUCCGUCGAUCGGCGUAUGCGUUCUCCCAGCAGAGAGGAUACGGCGACCUCAUCUCCAGCGGACGUAGCAUACGUAACAGGAAGGCAACAACAAACGGUGGUUUAGACCGAAAUGUUACAGGCAGUAAUGGAGUUGCUACAAUCAGCUGAUAUAACAGAAUAAGAAGGACUAUGAAGGACUAUCAGAAGUGGGCGAAAGACAGCCGGACAAGUGCUUGUGUUUACAUGGUCCCCGGUGACCACAAUCUUUAAUUAUACUGUACUUCACUAUAAGCCUUUUGUUACAUAAUGAUCCUAAUAGGUAAAGUGUGAGUACAUUUUGCUUUGAAGAGUGAUGUCACAUCUAGGUCCUAACUUUAUAUCCAUUUCCUGAGACUCCUACUUCCAUGGUUCCUUUAUUGCUACACACUGAGCCAACAAUACUGAUGUGCCAUCAGACUAACAUGAAUUACAAAUGAACAGAGCUGAUUACAAAGGAGAGAAGCCAAGUAGGAAAUAAAUUAAUGUGGCGUCAAAUAAUAAUGAAAUGAAUAAAUCAUAGUGACGGGGUGAGGCCAGGUUGGGCAUGCGAGCGGGUCCACGAGCUGAAAGCUUGUGCCACCAUUAUCCUGAAAACACUACGGUGCGAUAACACAGCCACCCGGUCCAUGCUAAGGCUCCCAGUCAACCUUGAGAAAUAUGCCAGGGCUUCCAGCAAAGAUGACACCGAUGGGCCUCUGAAAUCAUCGUUCCCUCUGAAGAUUACAGGUAUUCAGCCUACUGCUGAGGCAGGAGAACCAAGGAGAGACAGAGUAGGAGAAGCCAAGCAGAGUCCCUGCAAUGGAGGACACCACAGAUCCAAUCAUAAGGAAAAUGGCACAAUGGCUUGUUGGUUCUUCUAGUGUGGGCAAAGAGCCAUGGUCCUGGAGAUUUCCUGGAGAAAUUGUUUACAGAACACUGUGGUAAAGAGACACUCACUGAGCAACUUGGAACCGGCGCAUCGGUCCCAAAUUCACUCCCAGACCCCAUCCCUCUCUCCAAAUGUUUCUCCAUAAAAUCUCUCCCGCCCCCCCC